ACCCGGCGGGGACCACCCCUCCGGCCGGAAGCGAGCGGCAGGCGCGCCGGAAGUACCGGGGAGCGGAAGCGGCGGCGGCGGUGUCCUUCUGGGCCGUGACGCCGGGGCGGCACCAUGGCGGACGCGGCCUCGCAGGUGCUGCUGGGCUCGGGGCUGACCGUGCUCUCGCAGCCCCUCAUGUACGUGAAGGUGCUGGUGCAGGUGGGGUACGAGCCGCUGCCGCCCACCCUGGGGAGGAACGUUUUCGGACGCCAGGUCUACCAAUUGCCCGGUCUAUUCGCUUAUGCCAAGCACAUCGUGAAGGUUGACGGAAGAGCGGGACUCUUCAAAGGCCUCGCCCCCCGCCUCUGCUCCAGCGCCAUCGGCACCGUGGUGCACAGCAAAGUGCUGCAGCGGUACCAGGAAGCUGAGCAGGCUGAGCCUGGAGCCAGCAAGAAGGAGCCUGUGUCCUCGCUGGAGCAGGUCCUCAAGGAGACCUCCCGAGAGAUGGUCGCUCGCUCUGCCGCCACGCUCAUCACCCACCCCUUUCACGUGAUCACCCUGCGCUGCAUGGUGCAGUUCAUCGGCCGGGAGACCAAGUACAGCGGGACACUAAGCGCCUUCACUACGAUUUACCGAGAAGAGGGCAUCCUGGGCUUCUUCGCCGGCCUCAUCCCCCGGCUCCUCGGGGACAUCCUUUCGCUCUGGCUCUGCAACAUGCUGGCUUACCUCAUCAACACAUACGCGCUGGAGAAUGGGGUCUCAACUAUGGCUGAGAUGAAGAGUUACUCGCAGGCAGUCACUGGAUUCUUCGCCAGCAUGCUGACCUACCCCUUCGUGCUGGUCUCCAACCUGAUGGCUGUCAAUAACUGUGGGCUGGCAGGGGGCCUCCUCCCCUACGCGCCCACCUAUUCCUCCUGGCUGGACUGCUGGAGCCAGCUGCACAGGGAGGGCAACAUGAGCCGAGGGAACAGCCUGUUUUUCCGCAAGGUGCCCGCAGGGAAGCGAUACGUGUGGGAGGAGAGGAGGUUUCGCUGAAGCUGGAAGCGAGAGUGGAGUCAGGAAGCCAACGUUGGGCUCUGGAGGCAAAGAAUUAUGAGAGUGGUGAUUUCUAUACAGUUUUUUAAAAUCAUUUAAUGCUGAGAGAUGAA
Grus americana (Whooping crane) is the source of this 1130-nucleotide messenger RNA. RefSeq names its product mitochondrial carrier 2 (gene MTCH2). Gene Ontology annotation, biological process: positive regulation of apoptotic process. The transcript is spliced from 13 exons. Gene Ontology annotation, cellular component: mitochondrion; membrane. The record is from RefSeq and is a predicted model, not a curated record. The coding region runs from base 115 to 1017 and encodes 300 amino acids. Lineage: Eukaryota; Metazoa; Chordata; Aves; Gruiformes; Gruidae.